Messenger RNA from Podarcis raffonei (Aeolian wall lizard), 1234 nucleotides. It is a transcript of the gene DNASE1L3, whose product is annotated as deoxyribonuclease 1 like 3. Lineage: Eukaryota; Metazoa; Chordata; Lepidosauria; Squamata; Lacertidae. Gene Ontology annotation, biological process: apoptotic DNA fragmentation; programmed cell death involved in cell development. The transcript has 8 exons. Gene Ontology annotation, molecular function: DNA nuclease activity. The coding region runs from base 150 to 1046 and encodes 298 amino acids. The record is from RefSeq and is a predicted model, not a curated record. Gene Ontology annotation, cellular component: nucleus.
UGACCUGUGGAAGAAGCCAGUGACAUGCACCUUAAUUUGCAUAGGAAUCAUGAAAUAUAAAGAGCUAAAUUCCACUGGCUUUUGCAGACCAAGUGCUGAGUGAGAGAAGGACACCUCACUGCGUUUUCUUUUGGCCCAGGUUUGAAAAGAUGUUGUGUGUUUCUCUGUUUCUGCUUUUCUCUUUUCACGCAGCUCUGAGCCUUAAAAUCUGCUCUUUCAACGUGAGGUCAUUUGGAGAAGCCAAGCGAACAAGACCAGAAAUCUUGGAUGUCAUUGUAGAGGUUAUUUCUCAGUGUGACAUCAUGCUACUGAUGGAAAUAAAGGACAACAGCAACCGGCUAUGCCCCUUCCUCUUAGAGAAAUUGAAUGGUCACUCGCAAGAAAAGUACAGUUAUAUGGUCAGCAAUCGGUUAGGAAGAAGGACCUAUAAGGAACAAUAUGCUUUUUUCUACAGAUCAAAAAUGGUGUCAGUGAAGCAAAUCUAUCAGUAUCCCGAUCUGCAGCCUGAUGACGAAGAUGCACUUUCCAGGGAGCCUUAUGUUGUCUGGUUCUCUUCUCCAAAAACUGUGGUCAGGGAAUUUGUGAUAAUCCCUCUGCAUACAACACCUGAAAUGGCUGUUCGGGAAAUUGAUGAACUCUAUGACGUGUACUUAGAUGUAAGACAACGCUUCAAGUCUGAGAAUUUCAUCUUCAUGGGAGACUUCAACGCUGGCUGUGGCUAUGUUGCGAAGAAACACUGGAAGAAUAUCAGACUGAGAAAUCACACUGAAUUUGUUUGGCUGAUUGAUGACAAAACUGACACGACGGUGAAAGCCAGCACCCGCUGCCCCUAUGACAGGAUUGUGCUCCGUGGGGAGAAACUCAUAAAUGCUGUUGUACCAGACUCAGCCGGCAUCUUUGAUUUUCAGAGGGCCUUUUCGAUGACUGAAGCACAGGCUUUAGCAGUGAGCGAUCACUUUCCAGUAGAGUUCCAGCUGAGAGCCAGCAGACAUUCCCCAAGACGAGCAAGAGCAAGCAAUCGUAGGCGCCUCUUGCAACAGGGCUAGACAAGAGACUGCUGUUCUCCGAAGAGAAAAGAAAUUGGAUGUAUAUUCACAAGAAAAGAGUGGGUUUAGUUUUUGACCUUUUCCUUGAUGUAUGUCGGCCUCCCAUAUGGCCUAUUUCACCAAAAAUAUGCAAACCGAAACUAUUUUUAUUGUUAAAAGCAUUCAAGGUUAAAUAAAAUAAAUGAGCU